This is a messenger RNA of Pteropus alecto (black flying fox), 4864 nucleotides long. RefSeq names its product Wnt family member 5A (gene WNT5A). Gene Ontology annotation, cellular component: extracellular region. Gene Ontology annotation, biological process: canonical Wnt signaling pathway; cell fate commitment; neuron differentiation. Lineage: Eukaryota; Metazoa; Chordata; Mammalia; Chiroptera; Pteropodidae. Gene Ontology annotation, molecular function: cytokine activity; frizzled binding. The coding region runs from base 1292 to 2374 and encodes 360 amino acids. The transcript has 5 exons. The record is from RefSeq and is a predicted model, not a curated record.
UCCGGUUCGGUGCGGCCGCUGCCGAGCGAGCUCCUCCCGCCGCAGCCGCGGUGCCCUCGACCGCCCGCCGCCCGCCUGCUCGCUCUCCCGCCCCUCAGGCCCGGGCGCCAAACUAGGAGGUGGGCAGUCGCGCCGGCCAUGGACCUCCGAAGCUGAACUGCCGCCGCGGAGCCCAUCGCCCUUGCCCCUCCCCAGCCCCACGCCCUCGGUCCCCUCGCUUCUCGUCGCCUUUCGCCCUGGAAAGGCGGGGAAAAGAGGGGGAUUAAUCCGAAGAAAGAAAAAAGGGGGUGGGGAGGGGGAGCCCUUGUCUUCUCUGGGGCAAUCGCCCCCGAAACCGCCGCUCAGCAGAACGUCGGGACAACUUCUACCUAUUUUGCGCCCCCUUUUUGCCAAACCCUAAAAUGAAAGGACAAAAGUUGGCGCUGACUCUUACAGCUCGGAUGGCGACUUGUGCGUUUUCAGCGGCAUCUCCGGGAGAAAAAGCCUUAUGCGCCUGAUUGUUCCGUGGCCCCCAAGCUGCGGUGUGUGUGUAUGUGUGUGUGUUUGGGUGUGUGUGUGUGUACACAGACGUCCACACACUCACUCGCGGCCGCAGGAUCAGCGCCUGGAAGCAGACGUUUCGGCCACAGACUUGGAGAGGAGGAGCUGGAGAUCAGGAGGCGUGAGCCGCCGGGAGUUUGCAAAAUCCGUGGUGUGAAUGAACUGGGGGCACCUGGGUGCACAGAUCACCCCCCCUCCCCGCCCCAGGCCAGAGUUGAGUAGUGGGGCAUUUUUUUUCACUCUCUUGUGAAGAAUUUUUUUUUUUUAUUUGUUGUAAAGUCUUUUGCACAAUCACGCCCACAUUUGGGGUUGGAAAGCCCUAAUUACCGCCGUCGCUGAUGGACGUUGGAGAAGGAGCGCCUCGCCGCGGAACAGUCGCCUGCGCGCCCUCGCCGGACCCGCGGCUCCCUUGUUGCGCGUCAGCCAGGCCCUGUCCCUGCUGCGGGCCGGCGGGCUUCCGCGCCCCCUCGGUUCCUCCGCGCAUCCCAGCGCUGCUCCGACUCCGACUCUCAGACUCGGGCUCCAGCAACAGCUUUGGCUCCGAUUCCCUGCGCCUACCAGACGCGCCCCGGAGGAGCCCGCAGCUCUGCGCCGGAUUGUCCCUCUAGGCUUAACCCGGUCGCUCUGCUUGGAUUCCUCCGCUGCCCUUGCUCUGGUGGCGACUUCCUCCCUGGGCCCCCUCCCCCUCUCCAGGAAGAAGUCGAUUGGAAUAUUAAGCCCAGGAGUUGCUUUGGGGACGGCUGGAAGUGCAAUGUCUUCCAAGUUCUUCCUAAUGGCUUUGGCCAUAUUUUCCUCCUUCGCCCAGGUUGUAAUAGAAGCCAAUUCUUGGUGGUCGCUAGGUAUGAAUAACCCUGUUCAGAUGUCAGAAGUAUAUAUCAUAGGAGCACAGCCUCUCUGCAGCCAACUGGCGGGACUUUCUCAAGGACAGAAGAAAUUAUGCCACUUGUACCAGGACCACAUGCAGUACAUUGGAGAAGGCGCGAAGACAGGCAUCAAAGAAUGCCAGUAUCAAUUCCGACAUCGGAGAUGGAACUGCAGCACCGUAGAUAACACCUCCGUUUUUGGCAGGGUUAUGCAGAUAGGCAGCCGCGAGACGGCCUUCACGUACGCGGUGAGCGCCGCGGGGGUGGUCAACGCCAUGAGCCGCGCGUGCCGCGAGGGCGAGCUGUCCACCUGCGGCUGCAGCCGCGCGGCGCGCCCCAAGGACCUGCCGCGGGACUGGCUGUGGGGCGGCUGCGGAGACAACAUCGACUACGGCUACCGCUUCGCGAAGGAGUUCGUGGACGCGCGCGAGCGAGAGCGCAUCCACGCCAAGGGCUCAUACGAGAGCGCGCGCAUCCUCAUGAACCUGCACAACAACGAGGCUGGCCGCAGGACGGUUUACAACCUGGCUGACGUGGCCUGCAAGUGCCACGGGGUGUCCGGCUCGUGUAGCCUCAAGACGUGCUGGCUGCAGCUGGCAGACUUCCGCAAGGUGGGCGACGCCCUAAAGGAGAAGUAUGACAGUGCUGCGGCCAUGCGGCUGAACGGCAGAGGCAAGCUGGUGCAAGUCAACAGCCGCUUCAACUCGCCCACCACGCAGGACCUGGUCUACAUCGACCCCAGCCCUGACUACUGCGUGCGCAAUGAGAGCACGGGCUCACUGGGCACACAAGGCCGCCUGUGCAACAAGACGUCCGAGGGCAUGGACGGCUGCGAGCUCAUGUGCUGUGGCCGUGGCUAUGACCAGUUCAAGACCGUGCAGACGGAGCGCUGCCACUGCAAAUUCCACUGGUGUUGCUACGUCAAGUGCAAGAAGUGCACGGAGAUUGUGGACCAGUUUGUGUGCAAAUAGUGGGCGCCCGCUGCCCGCCUGCCACUCAGCCCCGUUCCCAGGACCCACUUAUUUAUAGAAAGUACAAUGAUUCUGUGUUUUUUGGGUUUUUUUUUUUAAUAUUGUUUUAUUUUCCCUCAAGAAUUGCAACCGGAACCAUUUUUUUCUGUUCCCAUCUAAGAACUCUGUGGUUUAUUAUUAAUAUUAUAAUUAUUAUUUGGCAAAAAUGGGGGGUGGGAACCAAGAAAAAUAUUUAUUUGUGGGUCUUUGAAAAGGUAAGACAAGACUUCUUUUGAUGGUAUAAGAUGAGGGGGAAAUAACACAUACUCUAGCUUGUGUGCACAUCCAGAAGGUAAAGGAAAUGUGUUUUCUUUUUCUCAGCUAUGGGGUCAUAUGGGACAGGUAGCACCCAGUGCUCCAAAUCUAUGCACGAUUCAGCCUCUGUGACCAAAAUGAAUUGUAAAUGCUCUGGCGAAAGAUCUUGAGACUCAAACAAGAAAAUGAGACACCCUCCCCCCCCCACUACCCGUUUCCAGGGGCUGCCAGCCUGAAACAUUUUCAAAUUCGUAAUUGAAAAUAUAAAAGCGGGACUUUCAUAUCCCUCAAAGAAAAAAGAAGGUAUAUCAUGUAUCUCAUACUUCUCCAACAUUCCAUGUGCAGAUGGUCCUAUUCUAAAAGCUACUGAAACUUGGGGAGCAGGGAGGAAAGCCCCAGAAAUUAUAAAACUUAAAAACUUCUAUAUUAACAGUGAUUUGAAGCUGUUAUAGGAAUUAGGUUAUUAAAUUGGAAAAGCAUCCCCAAAUGAUUCUGGGUUAUAGACUUUUUGUUUGGAGAGGGGCAAGGGAGGUUGACUUGAAUAUAAAGGAAAAUAUACUGUAAUUUUCUUAGGAAUACUUGGUUAAUAAAUGAUAAUAAUAAAAAUAAUACAUGAAUUCCAUUUACAGAUCCUCAGCCCAAACAACAAGAUAAUUGCAUGCAGUUCAGUACUGCACCAGAGCAGAAAACCUGUUUGAGGGGAAAAAGUGAAAUCUGCCCUCCCACUUGACCCCAAGCCCUGUCUGAUUCCUCCUUGCUGCGUGGGGAGGAGGAGGUGAGGCUGGCCACAUUUCCAAAGGCUGCUCCACUGGGUCCCCUUUGAUUGCAGGACAGGAAAUGAACCAUUAGGAGCGCCACUUGGAAAACGGUUUACUACUUAGGGAUUUUUUUUCCCCCUAAAACUUUUGUUCUUUUAAUGAUGUUACUUGGCUAAUGGAGUUCACAGAGGUGUUACAGCAUUUCACUGUUAUGAUCCUGUGUUUAGACUCUCCACUCAAGCUUUUCCUAUUAUACUGCAGGUGUACCCUGAAACUGUUCCUAGUGUACUUGAACAGUUGCAUUUAUAAGGGGGGGGAAAUGUGGUUUAAUGGUGCCUGAUAUCUCAAAGUCUUUUGUACAUAACAUAUAUAUAUAUAUACAUAUAUAUAAAUAUAAAUAUAAUUAUAUCUCAGUGCAGCCAUUGAUUUAGAUUUACGCUUUACUCUGGGGUUAUUUCUCAGUCUAGAGUAUUGUUGUCCUUCAUUGCAAUCCAACUGGGAUUUUUCCAGAAGAUUUCAAGUAGAGCUUGGGCUGUGGCCCUGUUGCGAUUCCACCUUGAGCAUCAUGAAGCAGCCUCGUUUCUGAGGAAUCUCGAAGGUCUUCCUCACUGAUAACGCAUAUUGGUUUGAAGAUUUCUUUUAUCUUCCCUGCCACUCCCCCUCUUUCUCCAACCUCCAUUUCUGUACACUUUCUUGAGAGGGCAUUACUUGUUCGGCAUAGAUGUGGAAAUGAAGAGAGAUUUGAAACUCAGAAGCACGGUCAGCGUUUCACUUAGUUCGACUUGCAGAGUGAACACUGUUCCUGUUCGAUCUAGUAGUACCUAUUUGAGUCCCUAAGGAAAAUCCGGCUCAUGACAUACAUAGCUAGUUUUUAAAUUUUUUAAACAAGGACACCUCUUUCCAAAAAGUUCCAUCUUAUCUCGGACUUACGUUGUUUUAAAAGUUUGGAAAGAUACACAUCUCCUGCAACCCUCCUAGACUUGGUGGCCUUCAUAUCACCUCAGCCAUCUGUGGCUCUUAAUUUAUUGCACAAGGAUAUUCACUUCCCCUCAGUUGCAGUGAAUUGCAAGCAAAAGAUCUUGAAAUUAAAAAGCACUAAUUAGUUUAAAAUGUCACUUUUUUGGUUUUUAUUAUACAAAAACCAUGAAGUAAUUUUUUAUUUGCUAAACCAGAUUUUGUUUCUUUUUAGUGAUUCAUGUUUAUGAAGAGAGUUGAGUUUAACAAUCCUAGUUUUUAAAAGAAACUAUUUAAUGUAAAAUAUUCUACUCGUCAUUCAGAUAUUAUGUAUAUCUUCUAUGGCCUUUAUCCUGUACUUUUAAUGUACAUAUUUCUGUCUUGCGUGAUUUGUAUAUUUCACUGGUUUAAAAAACAAACAUCGAAAGGCUUAUGCCAAAUGGAAGAUAGAAUAUAAAAUAAAACGUUACUUGUAUAUUCGUAA